AUGUCCUCAAUCAGAGCGCUCCGCCUUCAAUCGGCCCUUCGGGCCUCCACACUCCGCCCCGUACAGCGUACUGUCCGCCGAACCUACGCCGUGAAGGAGCCGGCCCGGGAUACGACAUCGUACCACGGCGGCGACCAACCACCGCCGGCGGGCUCGAACGAGAAAGCCCCAACAACACCAGACCAAUUGAGCAACAAGGCAACAAUUUUCAUCGUCUCAGGCGUCGCAGUAACAGUCGGUGCCUUCUUCGCCUUCCUCCUGGGCGCUCCUGACCGCGCCGCCGGCGUUGUCGAGGACAGAACUCGCGGCGGCAAUCGCUCGGCGCUGCCCGGCUACGGCUCCAAGCCGUCGAGUGAGCGACAUCUGGAAGAGACAACGGGCCGGGACCCCUUACGGCAAAGCGGGUUGGGGGCUUGA
This is a messenger RNA of Colletotrichum spaethianum, 417 nucleotides long. RefSeq lists its product as uncharacterized. Bases 1 to 417 code for a protein of 138 amino acids. The transcript has 2 exons. The record is from RefSeq and is a predicted model, not a curated record. Lineage: Eukaryota; Fungi; Ascomycota; Sordariomycetes; Glomerellales; Glomerellaceae.